Molecule: messenger RNA, 4872 nt
Organism: Closterium sp. Naga37s-1
Lineage: Eukaryota; Viridiplantae; Streptophyta; Zygnematophyceae; Desmidiales; Closteriaceae
Source: the annotation of a GenBank genome assembly
AUGGCGGCCGUGCAGCGCGACUUGCGGCGCGUUCGACGCGGGAACAGGCGGCUGCAGAGCGGAGACGAUGACGAGGAAGUCGUGUUUGGACUCGUCGGCAACGCGGACCCGCAGAUAGCAGGGCUGUACUUCGCGUCGGUGGCGCUGGGCUCGCCGCCGCAGUUGUUCAACGUGCAGGUGGACACGGGCAGCGACCUGCUCUGGGUUGCGUGCCAGCCGUGCCUCAAAUGCGCCACGCGCUCGCAAGUCGCGACGUUGAACCCACCGUUCAACGCGUCGCAAUCUUCCUCCAAUCACCUCCUCCCGUGCGCGACGCGAGAGUGUCCGCGCUACCACCUCUCCGACAACGUCCUGCGCGGCUGCCCGUCGCCGGCCGUCGCGACGGCGGCCGCCGUGCCGGCCGCCACGUGUCUGUACAUGCUGCGCUACGCGGACGGCAGCGCGUCCGUGGGCGUGCUCAUGCGCGACGUGCUGCACCUGCCGUGGACCCCCAGCGAGCGACCCGUGGGACCCGGGGGGGGUGGGACUGGAGAAAGUGGGCCCGAGGGGAAUGGGAGAAGCGGGGACCUGCCGUCGACCGCCAGUGAGCCCUUGGGAGGGGGAGCAGGUGGAGUGGCUGGGGUGGCGAGGACGAGUGGUAACCCGGUGCCUGGCGAGAGUAGCGAGAGUGGUAACCCCGGCGAGCUCAACAUCGUGGAGCCGCGGAGGAUUGGCCAGGAAGUGGCGGCUCAACGCGCAGCCUCGGCGAGCGAAAGCGGCGGGGCUGCAAAUAACGGGGAUGAAACGCAGGGAAGCAGCGGGGUUGCUAAUAGCGGGGAUGAAACUCAGGGAAGCAGCGCGAACGCGUCAGCGAGCGGCACCAAGUACCGGCCGGUCGUGACGUUCGGUUGCGGGUUCAACCAGUCCGGCAAUCUUUUAGACGGCCCGCUGACGGUCGACGGCGUGAUGGGCCUGGGCCGCGGCGCGUCGUCCCUGCUUGCGCAGCUCGGCGCGCAGCACGCGCUGCCGCACGCGUUCGCGCACUGCCUGGGCGGGCCGGAGGGCGGCGGCGCGCUGUUCCUCGGGCGCGUGUCGUCCGCGGGCGCGCUGAGCGGCGUGCGGGGCGUGUGGCAGCAGACGGCGCUGUGGGACAAACCCGACAGGUAUGCCCCUCGCUCUGAGGGCCGGGCGGGGCGUGCGGGGGGUGGGGGCGUGGAGGGGGGGUGGGGGGCGUGGGGGCCGUGGGGGGCGUGGAGGGGGGGUGGGGGGUGUGCGGGGCGUGUGGCAGCAGACGGCGCUGUGGGACAAACCCGACAGGGCAUGAUCGGCCUGGCGGGCAUCGCCGUUGCUGGUGUGCCCAUCGCCCUCGCAACCCGCCAUCCUUUGAGGCACCUCGAUAACUGUCCCGCCCUUGUUUCUCCGUUACUCCGUCCUUCCACCCUGCAAAACAACGUUUCUGCCCCCGGCCUCCCCUCUCCUUCUCUGCCCCCCAACGCGCAAUACAGCACGCAGUAUUUGAUCGGCCUGGCAGGCAUCGCCAUCGCCAUCGCCAUUGCUGGUGUCCCCCUUGCGUCGCAUCCUGUCCCACUCUAUCCCUCGGAACCGAACUUUGUGUGUGCCCGCAUCACCCUCUCUCCCCCCAUCGCGCAAUGCAGCACGCAGUAUAUGAUCGGCCUGGCAGGCAUCGCCAUCGCCGGUGUGCCCAUUGCGUGGCAACCCGCCGUCGCCGCUGCCGUCCCUUCUGCUGCCGCUGCUGCCAGGGAUGCUGAAGCCGCUGCUGCUGCUGCUGCUGCUCAAACCACCUCCUCGCUUGCUGCGCCAGCGGGCAACGUCACAGUCGCUCACAUACCUGCCCGACCCGCUCUACCAGACGCUCACUGCUGCUGUGAGCGCCGCACCUUUAAACCUGCUAUUUCACUUGACUCAACAGCAUUCCUCCUCCCAUACCGCAUCCCCUCCCAUGCCGCAUCCCCUCCCAUGCUGCAUCCCCUCCCAUACCGCACCCCCUCCCAUGCCGCACCCCCUCCCAUGCCGCACCCCCUCCCAUGCCGCACCCCCUCCCAUGCCGCACCCCCUCCUAUGUCGCAACCCCUCUCCCAUACUGCACCCUCCCUCCUUUGUGCCCAAUGCGUGCUGUCUCACAUGCCUUUAGUGCAAGCCAUUGACUUGCCGCUGCUUGCCUUCGCGCAGACAGAGGGCCACUUCUGCUACAACCUGGGGGACGGCAGGCUCCCCUGGCCCCGCGCGCGCUAUCUCUUCCCGGACCUGACUCUCACGUUCGGCACCGGGGCUCGCAUGGUGCUGCCGCCCGAAAACUACAUCCUGCUCCUCGCCACCACUGCUGGCUUCGAGGUGCCGUGCAUUGCGUGGCAGAGCGCCGGUCCCGACUACUCCCUUGCUGUGCUGGGCGACCUAGCGCUGCGCAAUCUGCUGGUGGAGUUUGACGUGGAGGCCAACACCGUGCGCUGGCUGCCCUCCCAAUAUCCCACCCCUCCGUUGCCCAUCCACUCCUCUGGACCCAUCCAUCUCAUGCAUCCACCUUCCCCCUCCUACAUCGCCCGCUGUACUGCAGGCUCCCAGAUCCUACACUCAGCAGCGCAGACCACAGACCCCAUAGAUGCUGCUGCUGCUGCAGCAGACACAGCAGCAGCUGCUGCAGAAGCCUUUCCGGAGAGCUCUGAUUGGCUCGCCUCUCUCAUCCCGGGCCUGGCUGGAAGCGCCAACAGAGCCAACCCGAACCAAGGAGGCCCGUUACCGGACCUGAAUGCCCCAGGCGCCAAUCUUGCCUCACAAAACCCAGCACAAAGUGGGGGCUCGAAUGGCGUAAACCCCUCUUUGAAUCCUGCCGCAAACGGUUUGUCUGGUAAUGAUCCAAAUGGCAAUGGCGGCCUGCUGAACUUGAUGGAUGGUGGGUCCGGUGCGGGUGGCAGGGCGCCGCUUGUGCUUCCAUACAGUGCUGCCUCGUCAUCUAUGGGUCGUAUAGGGGUCCACAUGGCGGUGAGGUUCCGACCUCGUCUGUGGCGCAGACGCGGUAGCGGCGAAAGAGCAUCCGGAGACUCGUCCACGGAUGCUCUCGCGCCGGCGGAAGCCAGACUAAUAGGCGGCGAAACAGACACGAAGCUUCGCGACGAGAAGUCCGCGGCGAGGGCGCGGUCGCUGCGCCUGUGGGGACUGGUGCUGCUCGCGGGAGUCACCAUCGGCGCGCUCUCAUGGCUGCUCGCCACCGCCAUCGUCGAAUUCUUCGAAGUCCUCUACGCUCUCAACGACACGCUCCUAGGCGCGCACGCCACGGCGCGCGUUCCCUUCUCCCGCGUGUUCGUCGCGUCGCUCCUCAUGGCGCUCGUCCAAGCCGCGCUCGUCGGCCUGGCGGCCGUUCUAACGGUCAACGUCGCGCCGCUCGCGAACGGCUCGGGCGUCCCCGAGAUAAAGGGAUUCCUUAACGGAAACAGCAUUCCGGGGUUCUUUGAGCUGCGUACAACGGUCGUCAAGUUCCUGGGGCUGCUGCUCGUCGUGGCGGCGGGCAUGCCCGUCGGCCGCGAGGGGCCCAUGGCGCACAUCGGCGCGGGGAUCGCCGUUGCGCUCGUGCACCUCCCGCUCAUCGGCCUGCACGCGCACGCGAGCGCGCAUGGGAAGAAGCGCGCAGAUAAGCCGCGGAGGGAAACAGGCCGCGUGCGCGGGGGAAAGCCCAGCGCGAGCAGCGGCAGCGGGGGGCAUCACGGCGGCGCGGCGGUGGCGUGGAUGGACCGCGACGAGCAGCGCGCGUUCGUGACGUACGGCGGCGCGGCGGGCGUGGCGGCGGCAUUCAAAGCACCAAUCGGCGGAGUGCUGUUCAUGUUCGAAGAGGUCUCCUCUUUCUGGUCCACCGAAGCCACCUUCAAAUCGUUCGUCUCCGCCACUAUAAGCACACUCGUUAUAGUCCUCCUCGUCGAGGCCAUGGCCGGUAUAGUCACAUACGAAGCCUUCCUUUUAUUCGUCCUAAACCCAGUUACCAUAUCCUGGACGGCCAAGGACGUAGGACCAUUCCUCGUGCUAGGCGUUGUAGGAGGGCUGCUCAGUCGCCUUUACACUGUACUGUCGCUCAAGGUGCUGAGAGCGAGACGGACGGAGACGUGGAGGCGGCGCAAAGCUGUGAAGAUCAUAGAUGCGGCUGUGAGUGCGCUGGUGGUGUCACUGCUGUUCCACCUCCUCCCAGCCAUGUCGCCCUGCAUCUCCCUCCCUCCUCCCACCGCCUCCGCUCCUGCUGCUCCCCCUGCGUCUCACUCCAGUGCCACGUCCACUGCACACGUUGGAGCAACGGAGGGGCACGGAGAGGGAGCGGCGGGGCACAUGGUGUUGGUGCAGUACGACUGCCCUGCCGGCCAUUACAACGAGCUCGCCACACUGCUGCUGCGCGGGGAGGAGGGCGCAGUGAAGCACCUCAUGGGCGACACGGCCAGCACCACCGCCACCGGGGAGGCCGUCACCGCACGGGUCUUCCCUGCAGGCGUGGUGGGCGUGUUCCUCAUCGCCUACUCGCUUCUAGCGGCGUCCAUUUCAGGCCUGGCGGUGCCCAGCGGGCAGUUCAUCCCCCAGCUGCUCUACGGGGCGGCACUGGGGCGGCUGUUUGGCAUGGGGUUGCAUGCUGCGCUGCCGGAGCAGUUUGCGCAGCCCAGCAUCUAUGCGCACGUGGGGUCUGCUGCGUGCCUGGCGGGGUAUACACACCUCACCAUCUCCCUCGCUGUGAUGCUAAUGGAAGCAUCAGGAGACAUCAGCCUUCUGCUUCCCAUCCUCUGUGGGUACGUGCACCCAUCCAUCACUACCCAUGACCGCUAUCCACACUGUGGCACGUUGCAUGGCGCAUUCACGUUGUAUGCCACAAAAUCGCCCCUCCAGACAACCCGACCAUACACGUAA